Messenger RNA from Dovyalis caffra, 729 nucleotides. NCBI's taxonomy places the organism in Eukaryota, Viridiplantae, Streptophyta, Magnoliopsida, Malpighiales, Salicaceae. The record is from the annotation of a GenBank genome assembly.
AUGCAAGAUCCAUCAACAGCAUUCCAAGCAAUAAAGCCUCAGUUUCCAGAGCAAGAGCAACUCAAGUGCCCCCGCUGUGAUUCCUCCAACACCAAGUUCUGCUACUACAACAACUACAACCUCUCUCAGCCCCGUCAUUUCUGCAAGAACUGCAAGCGAUACUGGACCAAAGGUGGCGCUUUAAGAAACAUCCCUGUCGGUGGUGGCAGCCGCAAGAACACUAAACGCUCCUCUAGCGCCACCAAACGCUCCAACCCGGAUCCCAAUUCCGACCCCGCUAAGGCAACCCGCCGGGUUGCGGACUCCUCCUCAUCAACGACCUCAUCAGCCACCACAGGGACGUCGGGACAGCAGCUGGCUGGUAAUGAGAAUCCGGAUCGGACCCGGAUAUAUGGGGUGGAGCCGGAUCAGGACAGGAAGAUACUGGAUAUGGGAGGGAGCUUCAGCUCGCUAUUGGCAUCAAGUGGGCAGUUUGGGAGCAUUUUUGAAGGGUUGAAUUCAAAUGAGUCGGGCUUGAAAAUGGUCCGAAUGGGUGGGUUUGGUGAGGAUUUAAAUGCGGGUUCAAGUACAGACCCAGUUUUGGAUUUGCAAGGAAGCAGUAACAAUACUACUACUAAUCAUAAUAAUGGUGGUGGUGGGGGCGAGAGUUAUUUGCAAAGUGGGGAGUGGGGAAAUAGUAAUGGGUGGCCUGAUCUUGCUAUUUACACUCCAGGUUCUAGUUUCCAAUAG